Molecule: messenger RNA, 1731 nt
Organism: Cercospora beticola
Lineage: Eukaryota; Fungi; Ascomycota; Dothideomycetes; Mycosphaerellales; Mycosphaerellaceae
Biological process (GO): nucleobase transport; transmembrane transport
Cellular component (GO): plasma membrane
Molecular function (GO): nucleobase transmembrane transporter activity
Source: RefSeq, a predicted model, not a curated record
AUGUCCUCUUUCACAGACAAAUUCCGCAGCAUAGUCCAAGUCAAACGAACGCACGACAAUGCAGAAAAUGCAGAACAAGACACAGCGACAGCAAAAGCCUACGGAAAAUGGUCCAAUAUCGACCUCAUCCCAACUCCACCUCACCAACGCUGCUGGUCACCCUGGUACUACUUCGCCUUUCAAUUCAGCAUCGCUUUCUCACCCACAACCUAUAACAUCGGCUCAACACUCUUCUCCAUCGGCCUCACCUGGUGGCUCAUCAUCAUCGCCUCCUUCGUCGGAACCUUCCUCUGCUGCAUAAUCCUCUACCUCAACGCCCGAGGUCCAGUCCUCUACCACAUCGGCUUCCCCGUCUACGCUCGAAUCUCCGCCGGAAUCUACGGCUCCCUAUUCUUCAUCUUCAUCCGCGCCGUCGUUGCGAUCUUCUACAUGGGCACACAAACAUACUACGCUAGCCGCCUCAUGGACGUCGCAUUACGUUGUGUCUUUGGAUACAAAUGGACCCAAAUCCCCAACCACCUUCCAGUUUCAGCAGGAAUCACAACUUCCCAAAUGAUCGCUUUCUUCCUCACCUGGCUCCUCCAAUUCCCCUUCGCUUUCCUCCAUCCUAGCGCUUCCGGCCCCCUCUUCGUCAUAAAAUCUUUCCUCUCUCCUACAGCUUACAUCGCAACAAUGAUCUGGUCUCUCAUCGAAUUCCGCGGCGUAGACCUCCACUUCAGCUCCAACCCCGCCACUGGCUCUGCUCUCGCCUGGUCUUUCCUCCGCGCAAUCAACACCGUCGUCUCCGGCGUCGUACCACCUAUGGUCAACAUUGCCGAUCUCGCCCGCUACGGCAAUCAUCCUACGAGAGAUAUCCUCCCUUUAACGAUCGGUCUCUUCAUAUCUAAACCCUUCGUCAUCCUCCUCGGACUUUUUACCACAGCCUCCGGAGCCAAAAACUUCGGCAUCGCAAACUGGAAUCUCUGGGACUACUACUCCCUCAUCCUCUCCUCCUAUUCCUGGACCCCAACAUCCCGCUCCCUCAUCUUUUUAGCCUCCAUAAUCCAAUCUUUCGCCACAAUCGUCACAAACAUUUCCGCAAACGCUAUUCCCGUCGGCUCUGAUUUGGCAGGUCUUUUUCCAGGAUAUUUUGACAUUCGCCGAGGAAUGAUUCUUUGUCAUUUAUUGAUUUGGGCUGUGGUACCUUGGUUACUUGUCGAUUCUGCGCAGAAUUUUUUGACGUUUUUGGGGAGUUAUUUGUGUUUUAUAAGUCCGGUGGUUGCGAUUAUGAUUGUUGACUACUGGAUCGCACGAAAAGGAAACGUGCACGUCCCAUCGCUCUACAGGCCAGAAGAGGGGAGUCCGUAUUACUAUACCAAAGGCUUCAACAUUCGCGCCUACAUCGCUUGGGCCAUCGGCGUCGGCCUCGUCAUCUCAGGUAUAUCUGGCGCCAUUUCACCUGGAAGUAUAAGUCUUACCGCUGUGAGGAUAUAUAAUUGCGGGUUUGUGUUGAGUUUUGCGGCGGCGGGGGUUGUUUAUUGGGCGUUUUGUUGGAUUUGGCCUGUGGAGAUUGUUCCCGUGGGGAGAAGAAGAGGGGAGGAGAGGAUGGAAAGGGAGGAGAUGGUUCUGACAGAAGGCUUUCUUCUGGAUGAUGAGGUUUUGCCGGGGUAUGUGAGGGAGAAAGUGGUGUUUGGGGAGGAGCCGGUGGGGAUGGUGGAUGGGAGGGAUGAGGGCGGGUUGGACGAGAAGUAG